UAUAUACCAUAGUACAAUUCGGUUGUGAACAUUGACUCAAGUAACUGCUGUCACCAUGACCUCAGUGUACAAUUAGUGUACAAUUCGCUUGUGAACACUGACUGAAGUAACCGCAGUUACCGUAGCCUAAGACCGGUUCAACUAUACAAAGAUUCAAGAUGGGAAUUGUGUGUUGCCAAAAUCUUCUGGUGAUAUCCACUGUUGAGAAGAUAUCUGAUAAAUAUUGAUAAAGUGACACAAAAUCAGCUGGGUUAUUAGCAUAACAUUCUAAAUAAUUAACUGUGAUCAUGGAUAGAGACGAAAUAUUGCGUCACGUUUGCGAAGUAAUGACAAGGGUUUACGUAUAUUCGUAUAAAGACGAACUUAAUGAUUCCGAAGACGAGUGUUACCUUUCGGCGACGGAGGACGGGGUGCCAAUCCGAAAACUCUUCAUCGGCAAUUUGGCACAAAGAACUACUGUAAAAGAUCUGCAGAAUGUCUUUUCAAAAUAUGGCAAAGUUGACAGCUGCUACCUCAAACGAAACAGUGGAAAAAGUAAUUACGCUUUCGUUACAUUCAGCACCGUUGACGAUGCCAUGAAAGCCAGACGAGAUGGCAGUCGGAAAGAAAUUCAUUUACACAAUCGAGAUCUAAGAGUCAUGCCAGCUGACUCAUGGCAUCAGCCAGAUAGUGUCGAAAACCAACGAAAAGUUGCAGCUAGAAAAGAUAAAACACAGCAACACACAGAAACCAAUGACUGUCUCUUCCAACCAUACAUACCAACUAAAGAUUCAUUAGAAGAUGAUGCUCCAAUACAUAAAUUAAACGAUGACUGCCUAAUCCAUGUGUUUCUUCACCUGCCAAUUACUGAUAGAGUAAGAAUUGAGAGAGUUUGCAAGCGGUGGCAUGCUGUGAGCCUAGAAUCUUGGCGGGCAGUGAAAAGAUUAGAUUUAUCACUAUCUGCUUGGGGGUAUAUUCCGGGUAAAAGGGAUCCAAGCAUCGAUACUCCAACUUUACGCAAAGUGCUAUUACGAUGUGGUCAUUUCUUGAAUCACAUUGAUUUGUCCCAAAUAUCGCACAGACUACGUCAAAGUACACUGACUAUCAUUGGCAAGUUCUGCCCUAAUCUACAAACUAUAGAUACUACGUCACUGAAUGUUUCAUCAGCAGGCAUCGACUCGUUGACUAAAAAUUGUGGAGAUAUAAGAAAACUGGUUCUAGGAUCGUGCACAAGUUCGUGCGACAAUGAUUUGAUUAAAUUGUUUUCUAAAAAUAAAAAAUUAAAGUCUCUCAAAAUAGUCCAAAAUUCUUUACUCACCGGCAAAUGCUUGGUGCACCUACCGGCUGAUGGAAUUGAAGAAAUUUCUUUGGCUCAGUGCAAUGCUGUCUCAUCAUGUAGUUUUUCCAACGCCAUUGCCAAGUUCUCCAACCUGAGUUCGUUGUCGCUCAACAGAUGUGUAAGUCUUUGCGAUUAUGCAAUUUGGGCAAUUGCUUCUCGUGUGGACAGCUUGAAGGACCUCGAACUGUGGGGGUACUUUCCGUUACUGACUACAAAUGCAAUGUCACACGUGGCUAACCUGGUUAAUCUGGAAAGGUUGAAUGUUGGAUGGAAUCCUGUAGUAACAAAUAACUUCCUCCUAGCUGUUGCUGCUCAGUGCGUGUUACUCAAACGCAUUGACUUAACUGGCUGUAACACUGUAACGGAUGAGGGUAUUGCUGCAAUCGCAUCGCUACCCAAGUUAAAUGAAUUGUUGAUAAGCUAUAUGGGGCACGUGUCUGAUGAUGCCCUACCUCACAUGCAUCAGUUGAAACAUCUUGAAUGUCGAGGGUGUCCUCGUCUUACCGAUUCUGGCACAUCGGCUCUGAUUCAAGUCUGCCCACAACUUGAACUGCUUGACUUAUCGGGAUGUGAUUGCAUUACAAACUCAACUUUAGAAGUAGCUGUUAAAGCUACUAAGGUGCGAACAAACAACUCGAUACUCAAAAUUAUAGUCGGAGGCACUGGCACCGAUCUUGAUGAGUUGAUUGAGAUAUCUCCAUUGUUACAAAUCGUAAAUGUUGAUCUGUCUCAUACUCAUAUGAGGCCCGACUUUGAUCAUGGUCGCUACUUUCCUUCGGAGGAUGAUGAUAGCGACAAAGACGAUUUUUUUUUUGAUUUAGCAGACGAUAGAAAUGCUUGGGAUGAUCAGAACGAUGAAUUUUUUGAUGACUGCGAUAUCUGAGGAGAAGAGAAAAUUAGUUAAAACUGUUGAGUAUAGCAAGUUUCUAAACAUGUUCUACUUACGUAAAGUGUAGAGGCAAAAUGUAGACAGCUGAAUAGUUCGAACAUUCUGCACUACGCAAAAUUAUUCAAUUAAUUUCGCUAGUGUUAUAAUUAACCGUUUUUUGUAGCAAAAUUUACUACUAUAACGGUGAAAUAGACGAGCGCGAAUACGAUUUGUGUCUUCAAGUGUGCUUAAGUUACGUGCAUUAUUCCCAUUUACAUAGUUAUAUUAUUUCAAACACAAUUAUAGCAAAUUGUACUAAAAGAAGUGUACUACCUGGCCGUCUAUACAAUCAAUAUUCCAAUCUUGACAACUUUAAAUUUCUUCAUGUACAGGAAUACCUAUUCAAUGGAAUUUUUACAACAAUGUUGAUACAAAUAUUGAAAACUAUUUCUUCAGUCUCAUUACCUGUUUGUCACAUGUCAGUGAUUACAUAAAUGAAAAUUGUCCAAAAUUUUAUAUACCUCAUUUUCGUUCUCAUACACUUUAAAGUGACAUUCUAAUAUAUUACACUCCGGUAAACAAGUUGAUUUCAUAAUAGUCUUCAACAACAUUCUAGAAAUUCUAUAUGUAAAGCCAAUUUGAUUCAUAACUUAAGUUUGUAUUAUACUCGACCCUGACAGUUGUUUAUUUGAGUUCACAAACUUGGUGGUAAUAACAGAAGAUUCAUAAUUAAUAUUGUCAUUUUUCUUACAUGUAUAUUUCUGAGUGCGACUUAUUUUUAUUACUACGAGAAAAAAAAUUUAUGAAUAAAAGAGUCACUGUACUA
Molecule: messenger RNA, 3012 nt
Organism: Neodiprion virginianus
Lineage: Eukaryota; Metazoa; Arthropoda; Insecta; Hymenoptera; Diprionidae
Product: F-box/LRR-repeat protein 2-like
Exons: 7
Coding region: 288-2201 (637 amino acids)
Biological process (GO): SCF-dependent proteasomal ubiquitin-dependent protein catabolic process
Cellular component (GO): SCF ubiquitin ligase complex
Molecular function (GO): protein binding; RNA binding
Source: RefSeq, a predicted model, not a curated record